Messenger RNA from Orbicella faveolata, 5675 nucleotides. RefSeq lists its product as uncharacterized. The record is from RefSeq and is a predicted model, not a curated record. Gene Ontology annotation, molecular function: ATP binding; protein binding; transmembrane receptor protein tyrosine kinase activity. NCBI's taxonomy places the organism in Eukaryota, Metazoa, Cnidaria, Anthozoa, Scleractinia, Merulinidae. Gene Ontology annotation, cellular component: signaling receptor complex; plasma membrane. Gene Ontology annotation, biological process: protein phosphorylation; positive regulation of kinase activity; multicellular organism development.
UUUCCUAAUAAAGUAAAAGCUUUUCACUGCUGACAUUGUUCAAUGCUGUCUGCAACUCCAGAAUAAACAAGGUCCCCUUAACUUUACAACGGCAGUCAAUUUGGCAGACGCCAAAAUGUGAAAAUGGUCCCAUUGGAUGUUGUGACCAGUUGUUUUAACGUGAUCAGCAAUAGCAGAAGAGUGAUCACGUUUCGAAAGGGCCUUGAAAUGUUCCGUUUUCCGGUAGUGAAGUCUUCGUUUCGUUUUCCCAAUGUAAAAAUCAUUGCAGUCCCAGCAACUAGCUUUAUAAAUGACUUCGGAUAAUUGUGAUCGGUUGAGACGAUCCUUGUAUGGGAAGAAGGAUUUGUUGCGCCGGGUGUUUUGAAAAAUAACUUUGACAUUAACAAAAAGAGUAGAAACGAUUGACACAAGAUUUUGGACGCUCAGUAAUAUGAUUGCUUUGCCAUUCUCGUUUUUGCUCAACGAGAAUGUCCAAAAACGGAAUCUUUUUGGCCUGUUCAAAUUCAAUGGUGAAAUUGAUGCUAUUGUGACGGCUGUUGAGGUAUUAUUUUACUGUUGAUAUCUACCUAUGAACAUAUAUUUUGUGAAAAAAGAAAACUUUUCGGUAGAAAAAGUCACUCUAGAUGUUUUUAAUAUCAAUUUUUCUACUAGCACUUUUUUAUGGACUUUAUUCCAAUUAGUGUGGGAGUUUUCCGCAUUAAAAGUUUUUGCUAUUCUCCACCUACAAGAGAGACACACCAAGGCAACUUACAUAUAGUGGAACCUGUGGUAGUUAAAUGGCAGCUUCCCGUAGGAUGCUGAUAAUUUACAAUAUCAGCUCAGCAGUCAGAUGAUGAUCUCGUGUUCUCUAUGGCAGCUACAUGCAGUCCACUACUAGAAACCUACACAGUUUUAGUGUCAUGAUAUAUAUGGAAAUAAUACUGAGGAUUAGUGCUAUGAUCAUUUUAUUGAGCUACAAGUUUGGUGUCGCCUCUGGAAAGUCUAUCAAAGACUACCAUGUUCUUGAUCACUGGCUUAUGAAUGGCUCUGAUCUUAAUGUGAGUUACUCUGAGUCGGUGUACCUUGAGGAAGGCAGGUGUCCUGAUAGCAAAGCUGUGAUGUUUGAUCCGAUGGAAGACCCUGCAGUGUCCUACGUCGAGAUUUGGCCAAGCUCAGACAUAAGCAAAAGGAAAUCUUACUCGAUUGCUUGUUGGAUAAAACUUAAAAGCUACCUGAGUAAUAACGAUUACAUACAAGUAAUAUAUUCAGACUGGAUGAGAGAAAAGUUUAUGUUGGCAAUCGAAUCUGGUAAGGUUUCCUUUGUCGUAUACCAGGAAUUGAACGAAAACUUGCAUUGGAGAAUGAAGACAGCACAUGAGCGGAUUAAUUUAAACAAGUGGACCCAUGUGACUGCAACUUGGGAUGGACGCACAAUAACCCUUUACGUUAAUGGUGAAGAGCGCGACGGCAGAAACUCUUUCGAUUUUAAAAGGCAGAAACCUGAUCCGUCUUCCGUUGAAAGUGCCACAGCUUUCAUAGCUGGAAACCCUUACUUCAACAACUACCAGUUCCUUGGUGCCAUAAUGGAUCUAUAUAUAUUUGGCAUUGCGCUGUCCCAGGAUAAUGUUAUUGAGGUUUACAGAGGUAUCCCAGUGGUUACAGAUCAAAUAAAUGAAGUAACGGGAAAAUUUGUCAUAGUCAAGUGGAAUCCUCUUUUUGAAGGGGCGUGUCCUCCAGAUCAGUAUAAUAUUUACUACAGAGACGACACCUUGGUGGACUGGGAAUCACGUCAUGUUUCAGGAAAGGUCUUUCAGUAUGAUCUUGAGCUGAAAUGUUUCAAUGAGUAUGAACUAGCUGUCACUGCUACAUGGGGAAGAAGCAGAGAAACACCGCUCAAGAACAGCAAAAGAUGGAAGGUGAAGACUGGAAAAGAUUUUCCAGUGAUUUUAAAUCACGCCACAGAAGUAAAGGGAAAGAAAGUAAGAGUCGUGUGGUCGUCACUUAUGGCAUGUCCCUUGGGAUGGUACAACGUCUACUACAGAGAGGUUUUGGCCGGGUUUGAUCCAAUAAAAUGGAGAUCUGUCAAAGUUUCUCCUAAAGAAACUCAUCACACUCUUGACCUACAAUGUCAAAAAGAGUAUGAAAUUGCAGUUAACGCAAGGAUUUCAAGUGGAGAGACACCACUCAACCACAGCAAUUGGUGGAAGGUUAAAACUGGACAAGACUUUCCACAAAUCUCAUCAGCAGUGCCAGACAAAAGCAAUAUUACGGUCAGCUGGAAAACUCCUUUUGACGGAGAGUGUCCUGUGACAAGGUACACAGUGUACUACCGAGUGGUGGAACGGAUGAUCACGAGUACUUGGAAAGAAGUCACGGCUUCAAGCUAUCAACUCCAGCUUACUCUUCAAGUCAAGUGCGGCAAGAUGUACCAAAUAGCGGUAACGGCGUGGAGUUCAUAUGGAGAAACAAGCAGAAACCAAAGUAAACUAGUCCAGGUUUGGGGAGAUGCACCAUCACCUGUAAGAAAAGUUUCAGUGAGAACUUUGGGUAAAUGCAAGGUGAAUCUUACAUGGAGUGCUCCAAGAGACAAUGGCUGUCCGCUUAACAAAUAUACAAUAUACUACAGAGAGAUUCUACUGACAGAGGAUGACACUCCGCAGUGGCAUGAAACCAGUAUAACUAACGUUGCCCAGACAUUCAGUGGUCUUUCUUGGAAGUGUGGCCGGCAAUACGAGGUCACAAUGACUGCUUCUAACGACGCGGGAGAGAGCAACAAGUCACAUCCAUUGCGUAUAAAUUUUACAGGUGGCAGCAGCAUGGGAAACAACAACAACAACAGUAAUAGUAAUAAUAAUAAUGGUAUUUUGGCUGGUAUAAAUACGUCGAUUGUAAUCUUAGCUCUCCUGAUUGUGACGAUACUCGUCCUAAGAUGGAAGAAGAAAAGAAAUGCGCUUGCGAGUACACGAUCAAAGUACGAAAUCGUUCCACUUCUGCCCCAGGAGAUUCCUCCACAGCGAGUCACGUUUAUGGAGGAGCUCGGCCGUGGAGCUUAUGGCAAAGUUCACAAAGCAGUUCUGACACAACCUUUUGGUGUUGAGGUGUUUUUUAAACCCAAGGAAGAGAGAGUUGAAAUGAAGGAAGGCAGGAUUGUUGCUGUUAAAACUUUAUUAGAAAGGUACACCGAGGAAAGGAAAAAUCAGCUUUUGAAAGAGAUCGAGUUCAUGAAACAAAUCGGAUCUCACAGGAAUGUUCUGAGUAUGUUCGGUUACUGGGUUAUGUCAGAACCCAUCAUGCUAAUCUUGGAAUAUGUUCCACACGGCGAUCUUCUUCAGUGGCUUCGAAACAAAAGGCAACUGUUCAAGCUCAAGAACCGCAAUGACUGGAAUGUUUUCGGAGAACUAACCUGUUGUGUAAGUGAUCAUGUCGACGAGUCAUCUAUUUUCUGCAAAGAAGAAAACGAAGAGGGUGAAGAUGACGACGAAACGUUAAAAGAGGGUGGGGAAGGAAGCACUAAAGAAGAAGCAGUCUUGAAUGAAGGAGAAUGUGAGAUAUCCAGCUUAGAGGAAACAGAACCACUAACGGCUGAAAGAAAUCUUGCACUCGGGAAAAACGAAAAAAUGAAACAAAAGGAGGAAAACGCCCAGUUAAACGUAAGUCGUGAAAAAAUAAAUGGAACUGACAUCGAGCUAGCUGGGGACAUUAGAUCUCAGGCAAACACUUCAGAGGGUGAAAGAGAAGCUCUAAUAGGGGAGCAGGAAGUGUCGAUCGGAGAAGGUACCGAUGACAAGCGUUGCAUUUCAAUAAGUAACCUUGAUAUCACACUACAAUCAAGAUCGACGCCAAGUCCGUUUGGGUCCAGUGUAAACGUGACUGAAGAGACAGCAGUUUUAAAGCCUGAGGAAGAUGCCGACGAAGGUCUGUCAGCUAAGGAUCUUCUUUGUUUCGCGUGGCAAGUUGCACAGGGAAUGGAUUAUUUGGCCAGCAAGGGAUUUGUGCAUCGUGAUCUGGCAGCUCGUAAUGUUCUUCUUGGUGAGGACAGAGCAGUGAAGAUCGCCGAUUUCGGUCUCCUAUGCCAUACCUAUGGUGAAAUAUACGAGACGAAGCACACAAAAAAGCUGCCAAUCAAAUGGACGGCACUUGAGGCAUUACAAAACAGCGUAUUCACUUUUAAAAGUGAUGUGUGGUCUUUUGGUGUUUUUCUGUGGGAAUUGGCAACCAUAGGUCACACUCCUUAUCCAGGAAUUGACAACAAAGAGUUGUUUGAUCUUCUUAAGAGAGGAUACCGUUUGGAAAAACCAGACUCUUGUUCUGAUGAACUGUAUUCUUUAAUGUCAGGCUGCUGGAAGGAAAACCCUGAAGAACGACCGACAUUUGAUCAACUAACAACAACAUUGGAAAACAUGAUGACAAGAGACUGUCCUUAUUUUGAUUUUAACAAAUUUAAAGAAACCAGUGCUUAAGGUGGAACCAAAACUCUCCUAAAACGGCACUGGGAAGAUGAAAAACUUUUGCAUGUACUGUGAAUUCUAAGAUGCUUCCGUUUUCCCAUGACGAUCAAGGCAGUCCUUAUCGUUAAUAAGGAACACCUGUGUUGUCCGAUAGUACGAAAAUUACUUAUCUUCGCUAGUAACGUUAUUCGUCUCUAAUUCAUUUUCCUUUGUGAACUUCUCACCAAGAUUUGUUUCUAAGAGUCGCAGUAAUCAGUAAAACAGCGUUAAGCAAAGAGAUUCAUCUUCUAGGCUAUGGACGAUUUUUGUGAACUGAGACAAUACCGAAGUUUUCUUUUCACAAAAUUGCAUGAAUUUGUAUUCGCAGUUUAACCCUAACUUUCAAGUCAAUGACGAGUGUUUCAGGCUUCUUAACUUUAGUUGUUUAAAUUAAAGACAAGUGGAAGGAUUAUUUGUACACUUCGCAGUUUUGUCGUAAAGACAAUAAAUUCCAAGUUUUUAACGUUCUCAGUAUUUAUGGUUUAGUUACUUGAGGCUCUUGUUUUGACUAUUGAAAUUACGUGCUCCAGGUAUUUUGGGGGAAAGACCGUUAUGAUGUUCGACUGAACUUUGUUAAAAACGGAAAAGGAUUGAACUGUUGGAAAACGAACGAAUACAAAGCUCAUUUACUUCGGCGCAGUUUUGAAUCUUGUGCGGUCAGACGGCCCCUUCCAUGGUCAUAAGAUGUCAAUGUGAUCAGGGUAUAUUGUAAUCGUGUGGUAAAUUUUAACACAAAUUCAUACAUUCAUUCAUACAAAUUCAUUCAUUCAUACACCCAGAGCAAAACAUUGCACCCAUUUAGAGGGCUUUUUUUUUACAUUGAAGAACGUUAUCCUAUAGUAGAUAGGCCACCGUACCUCCCUGCCCCCCUUCCGAGCUUUCAUUUACCAAACGUUAAUACGAAAGAGGCUGUUUCAGCUAUCGUAGCCUCAUGAUCCAGUGGACAUCGCAAGUUCUAGGAACGAGAUUAAAAGACCCUCUGAGGUUUGCGCAGGGUCUUGCGGCUCUGGAGCGGACACACGAUUUGACAGGAACCCAUCCAUCACUAGUGAUGGGCUCCUGAAACAGAAGUAAAAUUCUAACCGGAAGUUGCAUACAUAUGGUGCUUACAUGUACGUGCUUUGAUCGAACGGUUUUCCUGAGAUAUCAACCAAUGCUGUUGUCGAAAAGGAACCAACGUUGCAUAAGUAGAGGUUGAAGAAUUUUGAG